UUCCAUUUGUGUUCUACAAGACAGCCUCUCUCUCCAAGAUUAACAUUUCUUAUGAUUGUUCCUGACAAUGGAUGCACUUCCAGAGGCCCUGCUAAGGAUAGCCAAAAAAGGGCAUGGAGCAGGCUGGUUUUGGCAGCCUGCACGCAGUUUCUGAGCUUUUUAGGUCUUGGUUUUUCUGAUGAGUGAUUUCCUGAGCAUGCCUAGGGAAUGACAGGCAUCUCCACGGGCAGGCUACAUCCACCUCGGCCGAGGUGUCGUCAUUGGCUGCCUAUUAGAAAAACCUACAGGACAAUGCAUACCACUGACUGCCGACUGUAAACACAGGGGAUGUGUGUUCACUUAGCACGGACUUCUGGGAGGGGCCAAGGAAGGGCGGGCUGCAGUUUUAUUGAAUAGAGCAGUGUGUGUUACGCUGCCUGCCUGCCUGCCCUCUCGCUGUGCUCCUGCUGAAAGAAAUCGGUCCUUCCUCUCCGACCUAGUCCCCGGGAAGAAGUUGCAGCCUAUGAGGUGUCAUUAAAACAUUCCGAGAUCAUCCAAUCAAAUUCCACAGGGAUUGGUGAUCAACAAGAAGGCUCAGGUGUGGAUAUCUGAUUGCUUAUCUAUCCAGACAUCACCUGGUCUCCCUAAGCCCGAAACCACGCCAUGGAUGACUUUGAACGUCGCAGAGAACUCAGGAGGCAAAAGCGGGAAGAGAUGCGCCUGGAAGCAGAAAGGAUCGCCUACCAGAGGAACGACGACGAUGAGGAAGAGGCCGCGAGGGAGCGGCGCCGGCGAGCCCGGCAGGAGAGGCUGCGGCAGAAGCAGGAGGAAGAGGCCCUGGGGCAGGGGACCGACCAGGUGGAGGCUCACGCCCAGAACAGUGUGCCCGACGAGGAGGGCAAGGCCACCACCAUGAACACUCAGGUGGAGGGCGAUGAAGAGGCCGCGCUCCUGGAGCGCCUGGCUCGGCGGGAGGAGAGACGCCAAAAGCGCCUUCAGGAAGCCCUGGAGCGGCAGAAGGAGCUGGACCCCACAGUGACAGAUGUCGGCGUGUCGCUGCCCAGCGGGAGAAUGGGGAACGACACAGCAGAAAACGAAAACACCGAGAAGGAGGAAAAGCUCGAACGUCGCCAGGAAAGAUACGCGAUGGAGGAGACUGAAACGGUGCCCAAGGCCUGCCAGAAGAACGCCCGGAGGGAUGCCGAAGACAGAAAUGAAGAGGCCCGAGAAAAAGACGAAGCAGAGAAGCCAAAGCGAGGGAGCGUCAAGGAAAAUCAGGGAGAAGAGAAGGGGGCUACAGUGCAACUUAAAAGAGAAAAGUCCCAAGAAGACAAGCCUGCCUUCAAAAGAGAAGAGUUCAAAGAUGAGAAGAUUAAAAAAGACAAAGAGCCCAGAGAAGAAGUGAAGAGCUUCUUGGAUGGAAAGAAGGGAUUUACAGAAGUGAAGUCGCAGAAUGGAGAAUUCAUGACCCACAAACUUAAGCACACCGAGAAUUCUUUCAGCCGGCCUGGAGGGAGGGCCCUGGAGGCCAAGGAGGCAGAAGGGGCGCCCCAAGUGGAGGCGGGCAGGCGCCUGGAGGAGCUGCGCCGCCGGCGCGGGGAAACCGAGAGCGAGGAGUUCGAGAAGCUCCGGCAGAAGCAGCAGGAGGCGGCCCUGGAGCUGGAGGAGCUGAAGAAGAAGAGGGAGGAGCGAAGGAAGGUCCUGGAGGAGGAAGAGCAGAGGCGGAAACAGGAGGAAGCCGAGCGGAAAGCCCGAGAGGAGGAAGAGAAGAGGAGACUAAAGGAAGAGAUUGAAAGGCGAAGGGCAGAAGCUGCUGAGAAACGGCAGAAGAUGCCAGAAGACGGCUUAGCUGAUGACAAGAAGCCUUUCAAGUGUUUCACUCCUAAAGGUUCAUCUCUCAAGAUAGAAGAGCGAGCAGAAUUUUUGAAUAAGUCUGUGCAGAAAAGUGGUGUCAAGUCAACUCAUCAAGCGGCGGUUGUCUCCAAGAUCGACAGCAGGCUGGAGCAGUACACCAGUGCCAUUGAGGGAACAAAAACUGCAAAACCUGCAAAGCCAGCAGCCUCGGACCUCCCUGUUCCUGCCGAAGGCGUUCGCAAUAUCAAGAGCAUGUGGGAGAAGGGGAAUGUGUUUUCAUCCCCCAGCGCAUCGGGCACACCAAACAAGGAAACUGCUGGCUUGAAGGUGGGGGUUUCCAGCCGCAUCAAUGAGUGGCUAACCAAAACCCCAGAUGGAAACCGGUCACCUGCUCCCAAACCUUCUGAUUUGAGGCCAGGGGACGUCUCUGGCAAGCGGAACCUCUGGGAAAAGCAAUCCGUGGACAAGGUCACAUCCCCCACUAAGGUUUGAGACAGUUCAAGAAAGAAGCCAGAGUAGCCACUCAAGAUGCUGGACCUGCCCAGUUGAAGAGGGCUAAUGUGCUCUGUUUUAUAUUUAUGUUGAUUUACUAAAUUGGGUUAAUUUCCUUUUGUUUCAUUUUUCAUUAUCCCAGUAGGCCCAUGUAUAUUAUCACUAUAUUUAAUAAUCACAGUCUAGAGAAGUUCAUGGUAAAAGUACUGCCUUUGCACAGGAGCCUGUUUCUAAAGAAACCCAUGCUGUGAAAUAGAGACUUUUCUACUGAUCAUCACAACCCUGAACAGGGAUCCCAGCCACAUCAGAAGUCAAGCGGAAAGAGGUUCAAGGUGAAAAUUGCCUGAGGAAUGUGUGCGGUAUCCAGAAAAACAAACCAUAGUGGGGCUUGGUGUUUUUUGUUGUUUUAAAUACAGAAGUCGUGUUGUUUCUGCACUUUAGAAUAAAGCAUGGAAGAAAUUAUCUUAGUAGGCAAUUGCAACACUUGCUCAAAGUAACCCAUUUCAGAUUUGAAAUACUGCAAUAAUGAUUGUCUUUUUUUAAAAAAUGUACGGUUAAGGUAUUACUUUUUUCAUGCUGAUGAGUAUCUAAAUUGGAUGAUGGUGUUAGAAGACAGUGGUACUGAUAUCUUUAGGUUGGUUGCUUUGUGGAUUUCUUUGGUAGUAAUAGUAAACCACGUUAGAUGACCUGAUCAUGUAUGUAUGUGCAUACACGUAUACAAACACACUAAUGGUAGAAAGCUUUUUUAUGUGCUAGACUAUUAUAUUUAGCAGUAUGUCCUUGUAACUAGCCAUUAUCACAGCUUUUCAAAAAUUAAAAAUCACAAUAUUAUAUUAAUAUUCAUAUUUGCCAAUAGAGACAUGGCAGAAUAGGUAUCAAUAUGUUUUCAAUGCCCAACAGAUAACCUGUAAGAAAAAAGAGAGAUUAGAAAUGUCGAAAUGAAUUGACAUUUUCUAUAAAACAUAGUAUUUAGCUUAUAAUUAAAAGCAAUCUUGAAGUCCAUUGUGAAUUUUACUAAAUUUACCAUCUGAGUCAAACUCAGAGCUUGCUGAGAACUUUAUUCUGUUAACAAUCAAGUUCACCAUAGGUUAGCCUAGAUAAUAUCUGAGGUCUCUUCCUUGUCUGAAAUUUAAAGACCGGCAUUUUAGUGACAAGAUUAUACAGACUGAAAUUCCAUGUAUGGGUAUAAAAGACUAGCUUGGUUAAUGUUUGGAAGCAGAGAAGAAAAGUAAACAAAAUCCAAUAUUUAAGAGUCAUGACAGUCCUUCCAUUUUCAUUAUACUGAACCAUUUUUUUUAAAUUAAGUGUUUCUACUUCUAUUAUUAGUCAUUGGUAUUUGUCGUAAGUUGAUAAUGUGUUGAACUUUCAAAAAAUAUGUGUAAUUUUUACUAGUUUUACCAUUUUGCCCAAGAGUCUUUAUCAACUCAUCUUUUUCAGACACGCAAUCCAGACAUCAGAUCUUAGUUUAGCUUAUGAGGGCUCAUCUAGUAUUCACAGUAAAUGAUAAAGGAGUACUCAUGUCUUGGCAAUAUGUUCUAGCAUAGAGACAGGUAGGGUAGUUCUAUAAACUUAUACCUCAUUUGACUUAACCAGAAGUGCCCUAGUCUCAGUUCCUACCACAAUGAGGGAGCCUCCCAAAUGACUUUUCUAAUCUACAGUAUUUCCCUGGAAGAGUUAGCCAGGGCAGGGCUGGUAUGAGCAGUGACCACUGCCUCGCAAAGUCUAUUUUCCUCAAAAAUCAGUAAAGAGUAGUUGAAUUCUCUAGCUUUUAGCACACCUGGGCCAAAGGAAGGAAAGCCACCAAGAUUGCACAAGUCAUCCACCCAUGACAGAGUAGAUAUGAGUCUAUGAUAAGAUAAACUAGAAUCCACAUGUAGUGCCUGAUUUAGCAUUGACUCCCAUCACUGGAGUGAAAUGGAUCGAAGUCUGAAUUAAGGCCCAUGGCGAUGUAACAUUGCUUUGUUGUACUUUUGAACAAGAGCUUCUCCUGAUCGCUAUUAUAUAUAUUUUUUCUAGAAAGUCUAAAGUUGAGAAGAGAAUAUAUCGAUCCUGACUUUUAUUCCAAUAUUUGGAUGGAAUAAGUUUUAGGGUAGAAUUUUGUUCAGUUUGGAUUUAAUCUUUUGAAAAAAUAAAUCCCAUGUUUACUUGUUUAAUUACAAUUCUCUUUCUUAUCUUUAAGAGGUAAAACUGCAAGGUGACUAGCAUGUUCUGUGAAUCUGCCAUUCCUAAAAAUUUUAUAAACACUUGAUGUUUUUCACUGAUAAUUGAUUGCUGCAAUAAAUAUAUAUUGUGAAAAUGCAUCCACAAUAAAUGGAAUUCCUCCAAACGUCA
Messenger RNA from Miniopterus natalensis, 4656 nucleotides. The record is from RefSeq and is a predicted model, not a curated record. Lineage: Eukaryota; Metazoa; Chordata; Mammalia; Chiroptera; Miniopteridae.